AUGAUGUGUUAUGGCGGCCAGAAGACCCGGUGCAUAACCAUGGCUGUCUUUGGGGUGCACGAUAUGGGAAGAAUGUCGACUGAGACGGAAACCCCGUUGGGACCAUCGGUGGAAUACUCGAGGGAACAUACCGGGCCUUUCAGGGGAACUUGUGUUGCAGAGGACUCGAGGAGAUUAUUGCCGGAAACUUCGAAGGAACCGUUGCUGGCGCUUUUGAGGGAACCAUGGCCCCCGCCGUUGGGGGCAGGCUCGGGAGAACUUUUGGUGGAAGCCUCGUUGUUGGGGCCUAGGAGGGGGGGGCCCGGGUCUGAACCUGGAGCUGGGCCGGAGCUCCUGAAGGAAACCCUGCAGGAACAACUGACGGGGCCUUUAAAGGAGGCCUGGCCUCAUCUUGUGCGCGAAGUAUUGGAGGAGCCAUCUGUACCUUCGGCGGAAGUCUGGACUGGGGUUAACUUAGUGUCUAGGAUAUUAGAUGAGUGCUUGGAGAUGGAGAAGAACUGCAAGCGCUCUCUCCGUCCACAUGAGGAAGAGGCCCUUGUGAGGUUGGCUCACGUCGCUAUCCUGGAAGAGCUGAGCAGCCGGAAAAAAACGGCCAUUUCCGACCUGUCGUUUCCCGACCUGUCGUUUCCCAACCUGUCGAUUUCCGAUUUCGAAUGCUGUUCAUGGAGAUGGCUAAAAUUAGCGUUGUUAAUGCGUGAGUAUCAAGACAAGGAGGACGGUGGAUUCAGCAAAUUGAUUGUUGAGUUAGAGGACUACGUUUCGAGACCGACUGGUUUGUCUGAUACCUGGUUUCUGGCAGGUGUUCUGCAGAAAUUCCUGGCCACGUGGUGCUUGGCUGGCUGGCUGAUUCACACGACGUAUCCCCAGGGUGGUUGGAGUUGCCGGAAGAUGAUUUUUCGAAUCUCCUUCCCAGAUGGAGUUGUUCGUUUGCCUGAGAGUGAGGAAUGUGUAAACCGCGUUUGUGCCAGUUCUAAGUUGGGGUGGUGGUUACAUCAGGCACAACGAAAUAUUCGUGUUGAUGAGAAAACAUGGAAGGUGUCUAAAUGGCCGACAACACUGUUCGGUAUUCAACGUAGUUUGGGCAAGCGGAUAUUUAACGACACCAUGGAGGCUAUGAAGCGUGUAAUCCCACCUUCAGCCUGUUUGUCAAAUCAACAGUAUCUUGCGUGCUUACUCAAAUACGUUAGGACAAGUCCACGGAAGCAGAUUAAGAUCAUCCGUUGUCCUAAAGCUACCCCUCGAUCGUCCUCGUCCAUGUCCCUUUCGCCCAAAACUAUUCUGCCAGAAGCCGUCACGUCCUGUUCCACCGCUACGGCAUCUUGUUCUCCACCGUCAUUAGUUGACGCCGAUAGACGGCCUGAUGCCGAAAGGUCGGUUGCGGGGCACAUGGCGACCUUUGUGGCCGGCGUGCUCGAAGAGUGUGCGGAGAGGGAGAGAAGCGAGGGAGUAGUUCUCCCGGAAGCGGAGAAGGUGCAUAUUGCGAAGUCUUCUGCCGAGGGAUUUGAGAUUGCGUUGUCCUUCACAAAGAUGUUGGAGAAUGGUCGCCGUCGAAGAAAAACCCGUUUCAACGCGUGCGGGUGGCGGUGGUUGUGCGUGGCAGGAUUGAUGAAUGAUUAUUUGGACCGGGAGCGGCUGCACGAGUUAAUUGCCGACAGCGAAAAGAUUGUGCCGAGGCCGAAACAUGUGUCGCCGUUGUGGUACUUGGCUUGUCAGAUGCAGCAGGCUCGGAUCAGAAUACCUUGGCAGCAAGCAGCCCCGUCAUGGUGGGCAUUCAGCUGUGCAAUUUACCCUGAUCACUUCCCCCACGAGUUUGGCGAGUUACCGAUGUCUGAAACAUCCGCACGCUUAAUUGUCUUCAGUUCCAGGGCUGCACAUUGGCUUGCAUCGGGAAUCAUCAACUUCCGCGUUACUCGCAAAACAUGGUUGCCUAGCAAAAAUGCAGAUAUUGUGGAUGUAUUUCACACGGUGUUUGGAAACACAAAAUUCAACGAAAUUAUCAAUUUAAUCAAACCGAAAGUCGUUGAAAUUUCUCAAGACCCAGAACAAGUGCGGCAGCAAACAAACAAAUCUCUCAUGGAAACCGUUCUCAAGUACACCCCGCUGCAGCGAAGGACUAGUUCUGGAUUCUGCAGAGCUUGGGGAUUUGAUGUUAGCUUGGAUCCCAAGAGACCCCCUUAUGAGGUAACGAACUCAUCUGAGGACGAACCACCAACGAAAAAAGAGCGCUGCUGUACUCCAUAA
Messenger RNA from Gregarina niphandrodes, 2241 nucleotides. RefSeq lists its product as hypothetical. The transcript has a single exon. The record is from RefSeq and is a predicted model, not a curated record. Lineage: Eukaryota; Apicomplexa; Conoidasida; Eugregarinorida; Gregarinidae. The coding region runs from base 1 to 2241 and encodes 746 amino acids.